Anoplophora glabripennis (Asian longhorned beetle) is the source of this 2837-nucleotide messenger RNA. It is a transcript of the gene Cbl, whose product is annotated as E3 ubiquitin-protein ligase CBL-B. The transcript is spliced from 7 exons. Gene Ontology annotation, biological process: cell surface receptor signaling pathway; negative regulation of epidermal growth factor-activated receptor activity. Gene Ontology annotation, cellular component: plasma membrane; membrane raft. The record is from RefSeq and is a predicted model, not a curated record. Gene Ontology annotation, molecular function: ubiquitin protein ligase activity; receptor tyrosine kinase binding; calcium ion binding. The coding region runs from base 164 to 2338 and encodes 724 amino acids. Lineage: Eukaryota; Metazoa; Arthropoda; Insecta; Coleoptera; Cerambycidae.
ACAACCGUGGAUCUAACAAUUUCGUUAAACGCUGAUGUUUAUUCCAGGGACAAUUAUAUUAAGUGCUGUUAAAUAAUAAUGUGAAAUAAAAUGGUUUUAAUCAAACGUUGUGCUCCAUAGUGAAAUUAGUUUAUGUUAAAAUAAAGCAAAAGCGCACAUCAAAAUGGCAGGCCGAAAUCGUCCUGUCCAGCAUAAAAAUUUGUCAACAAUAUUUUCAAAAUUACAGGGUGCAUUUUCUGAUGUGGUUACACAUCCAAAAUAUGCAACAGACAAAAGGACUUUGGACAAAACUUGGAAAUUAAUGGACAAAGUUGUGAAAUUGUGUCAGCAUCAAAAAAUGAAUUUAAAAAAUUCGCCCCCUUUUAUUUUAGAUAUUCUGCCGGACACUUAUCAGAGAUUAAGACUUAUUUAUUCUAAAUAUGAGGAUAAUAUGGCGGCCCUACAUUCUAUCGAACAUUUUAACAUAUUUAUUAUUAACUUGAUGCGGAAGUGUAAACAGGCUAUUAAAUUAUUUAAGGAGGGUAAAGAGAAAAUGUUUGAUGAGAAUUCUCACUACAGAAGAAACUUAACGAAACUUAGUUUAGUAUUUAGUCAUAUGUUAAGUGAACUUAAAGCUUUAUUCCCUAACGGAGUAUUUGCUGGAGACCUGUUCCGGAUUACGAAGUCGGAUGCUGCUGAUUUUUGGAGGACUAACUUUGGGAAUAGUACUUUGGUCCCCUGGAAAAUAUUUCGACAAGAACUGAAUAACGUCCAUCCCAUUAGUUCUGGAUUAGAAGCAAUGGCGCUUAAAUCAACCAUAGACCUCACGUGUAAUGAUUACAUAUCGAAUUUUGAAUUUGAUGUCUUCACAAGGUUAUUUCAGCCUUGGGCCACUUUGCUGAGAAACUGGCAGAUCUUGGCCGUAACACAUCCAGGUUAUGUAGCAUUCCUAACGUACGACGAAGUCAAAGCGAGAUUGCAGAAAUACAUAAACAAGGCGGGAAGCUAUGUGUUCAGGCUGUCGUGCACCAGGUUGGGCCAGUGGGCCAUUGGGUAUGUCACGACGGACGGGGAGAUCCUGCAGACCAUACCGCAGAACAAAAGUCUGAUCCAGGCCCUGUUGGACGGAUACCGAGAAGGAUUUUACUUAUACCCGGAUGGCAGGAACGUCAACCCCGAUCUGUCGUGGGCAGUCCAACCGAGUCAAGAAGAUCACAUCGCCGUCACACAAGAACAGUACGAAUUAUAUUGCGAAAUGGGUAGUACAUUCCAACUCUGUAAGAUCUGCGCGGAGAACGACAAGGACGUCCGGAUCGAGCCCUGCGGCCACCUCCUCUGCACGCCGUGUCUCACCGCUUGGCAGGCUGGGUCCGAGGGCCAGGGCAGUCAGGGCUGCCCGUUCUGUCGGGCGGAGAUCAAAGGAACGGAACAGAUCGUAGUGGACCCUUUCGAUCCGAAAAAGUCCCACCAGCGGCCCAAAACGUCCACGGCCAGUUCUCAGAACGCCUGCAACAUCGACGACGAGGACUUCGAGUUAGAGGAUGCCGGGGAAUUAUGGAAUUGCACAGGAAUUAGCCUCCACGCUUUGGCACUGUCGCCAAGAUCAGAUAUUUCCGCCUCGGCAAGCCCGAUGAUAUCUCCAGGAAGCAGCCCCCGCUGCAUGCGUCGGAAUAUACCGGUAGUGGUACCAAGUGCGGUCCCUCCGCCCCUACCGCCCCGCAAGAGCUCCCCGACCCACGAACAAACAGUCCUACCCACAACUUCGAGCAUCGCCAUGCGAAACGGUACGCACAGCAACCCGGGCCUGAGCGAGGCCCAAUCAGUCACAAACCUGACGCACAACACCAUCGAUAUACCUCAUAUUCCCAAAAGCAAUUCGAUGUUGAACAUAGAGAUUCACAGAAAUAGCAGUUCAGAGAAUGAGGUGGUAGAAUUGAGUUCCCCGGAGACGAUUUAUGGGGUCGUCAUACAGAACUGUGACUACUACGAUAAAAAUAUUAUAGACGUAAAGGUGCCUAAUCGGCACUUGAGUUGUCCCUCUAACAGGAGCGCGCCUAAAGCUGCUAAGCCGGUGAAGUCCAGUACUAGUCCCAAUAUUAGCUAUCAAACGACUCCGGAUCCGAGUUUACCUCAGUACGAAAAUGUGGAUCUGGAGGUACCGCCGAAGAACAAGAAGAAGGUGAAUCCCCUCGAGAGAGAGACGAAUGUUUCUUAUGAAAAUUUAAACAUGGAUUACAUUAAGAAGCUGGUCAGUGAGGGUUAUUCUAGGGAUUCAGUAAUUAAGGCCUUAGGGAUUACUAGGAAUAACGUCGACAUGGCUUGUGAUAUUCUUCACGAAUUCGGUACUAAGCUGGGAUAGCAAACGUAACUGCGUCUUUUCCCUGCGGCAGUAAUUCGAUAGCAAAUUAAAAUUUAGACAAUAUUUUUAGUUGAGUAUAAUCAAACUGGAAGUGUUGAUUUUUAAGGAUCGGGUAUAUGAGAAAUGGAAAGUCGUGAGGGUAACGGAAGGGGCUGUGACGUAAAAAAAGUUGUUGGGGCAGCCUUUUGUUAAUUUCACAUCUAAAAAUUAGAUUUGCCUUGAUUGAACUUGACUAUAUCGAACUUAUUUUUACUUUACUGUCCCUUAGUGUUGUUUGAGAUCUGAUUGCAGCACUAAUAAUUAUUGAUGAAGGAAUUUUAAAUAUUUACAUACAGGGUGUUCAGAAAUUAUGAGCCAAAAUGAGAUAUUUUUUCGAAAACUAAUUUAGUUACGUACCAUCACACUUAUUACUAGUUGGGGUUUUCGUCGUAAACAAAUGAAUAAACAGGUAAAUAAAAAUAAAUAAAUUUGCGUAUUUUAUCAGCGAAAGGUCGUUUUU